Funneliformis geosporum is the source of this 873-nucleotide messenger RNA. The record is from the annotation of a GenBank genome assembly. Lineage: Eukaryota; Fungi; Glomeromycota; Glomeromycetes; Glomerales; Glomeraceae.
AUGUCAACUUCUAAGCUUAUGAAAAAUAAAAUUCUCGUAUUAGGACGCCGAGGGGCAGGAAAAUUAUCUAUUAUAAAACAAAUAUUAUCAAUCACAAAUCAAUUAAAUAAUGAUCUCAAUAUAGAAGAUAAAAAUCAUUCAGGAAUAAAAAUACCAUGGAAUAUUCAUACAAAAUAUUAUAAUGCAAAAGUAGAUUUUUGGAUUGAUGAAACUGUACAGAAAGAGCAUGUUAAUAAAGAGGUGAUAAAAGGGUAUGAAAAUGAAGAAAAUGGCAUUGGAAAAGUUGUUGACGCUAUACUUUUUAUAUUUAAGAAAGAUGAGCCAACAACUUUUGAUGAUGUAAAAGCGUUUAUACCUUUCAUACAGCAAUUUGAACCUGCUAUAACGUUGGCUGUUGGAACUGGAAAAUGUGUUCAAAAUAUUGAUUAUGAAGAUUGGUGCUUGGAAAAUGGAUUUGAAUACGUUGAUAUGGAAGUUAACGAGAAAGAACAAAUGAAUGAACGCGUCGGUUCGGAACGAAUUCUUGAAGCACUUCAAUCAAACAUGUGGGAUGGAAUGAUUCGCGUUACACAAAACGCUAAUAAACCUUCCGAUUUAGAGAAUGAUGAUUAUCAUAACGAGCUAAUCGAAGCUAUUUCACAUUCGAGUCUGAAUCAUGCGAAUGAGGAGCAGGAACCUCCGUCAUCUCAAUUGCAUGAUCAUAAUUCGGCCCCAUUUGAUGAUGAUGCCGAAUUUUUUGGUGAUGCAUUACCCUCUCAGCAAGAAAUCGAAAAUAUGCAUCGUAAACUUUUUAGUGAUUUUGAUGAUGAGGAUGGACUUGAUAAAGUCUUUACACGAUUAAGUAAUUUACGAGGUAAGAUUGAAAGGUAUUAA